GGGGCGUCCUCCAUAUCUAAUGCCCGUUCCCCUCCCGGAUCCACCAUUGGGGGAGAGAGAGCGGCCUUUGUCUUGCCACACAGCUGCAUCGGGGCGAUUUGGUGAGAGGCGCUGGGCUCAUCUGGGCGAAGGGGAGCCCCGGGAGGCUUGCAAGGAGAGAGGGGGGGGGGGAGGAAGCUAGGAGUGGGGCGGGAAGACCCAGAGGGAGAUCCUUGGCCCAGAGCCCAGCCAGUGAGUGGAGAGAAAAGGCGCAAGAAAUGUGGGUCGCUUGCAAACUGGGAGGGGUCCUUUGCGGAGCUGGGAAGAGCGAGGCGAGCCUAGCUCUCUGUUUCGCCCCAAAAUGGACAACAUUCCCCGCUCCCCGCAGUAUUGGGGGAUCCGUUUUCAGUCGUCUUCUCUGCAAAAACAAGCAGGCCUCUUGAAUUCGGCGAUUUUUAAAAACGGGCGCAAAACGAACCCACCUGGUUCUUCGAUUAUAUAUGCCUCUACUUCGAUUAGAAUGAGCGAUCCCCUUUGAAAACCGAACAAACCUCGCCUCCCCCGGUGCAUUUUUGCACGGGGCAGAGCAGUGCUGCCGGGGGGGGUAUUUUUAAGCAGGACGCAAUUUCCUUUAAAGGGGAAGGCUGAAAACAAGAGGGAAGAGAGAGAGCCCAGUCGGUAGAUCGCGAGAUACUUACUUUCAGGGUCGUGGGUUCGAAAGAUUCUAACACUGCAGGGGGUUGGGCUAGAUGACCCUCGCGGUCCCUUCCAAUUCUGUGAUUCUGUGGUCGUUCUCGGUUGUUGCAGAGCUUGAGGAUUCCGCUGCUUGGGAACUGGUUACUUUCCUGUGCAAACCUUUGCUUUUGCUCUCACAAGGCAGUUCUCAGCUGCGCGAGAAAGAGAACCUGCAUGUACCCUGCCAGUAUACCAGAGAAAUGUUACUUUGUUUUACAUUGUUCUCCAAAUAUAACUAAAAUAGAGAAAAUAAAAUGGGUUUUCCUUAGAAAUGGGCAGUUUUCUUUGAGUUCCAUUGGACAAAAAGGCAGAUAAUUAAUAAAGUGCAGUAUCACCCAUCCAGUGCUUUUUUUGUCGUGGCCCCAGUCACAGUGCCGCCACCCCACCCUCACCCCCGGGCAGGGGCUAAAUGUCAUUAAUAUAACUCAAGCAGGCAAUGAUAUGGAUUAGAAAUGGCCACAACUUUAUUGAUUACAGAUCUAGGUGGAUUUUUGGUUCAGGCAUUGGGUGUACAGUGGUACCUCGGGUUACAUACGUUUCAGGUUACAUACGCUUCAGGUUACAGACUCCACUAACCCAGAAAUAGGACCUCGGGUUAAGAACUUUGCUUCAGGAUGGGAACAGAAAUCGUGCUCUGGCGGCGCGGCAGCAGCAGGAGGCCCCAUUAGCUAAAGUGGUGCUUCAGGUUAAGAACAGUUUCAGGUUAAGAACGGACCUCCAGAACGAAUUAAGUACUUAACCCGAGGUACCACUGUAUAUCUGUUCCAGCAUCCCCAGACAAAAUAAUAAUUAUUAUUUAAUUUUUAAAAGGUAGGGGAACUCAGUUCCCCCAGGUUUCUGCUAAAACAACAACCACCACCCUGCAACCAUCAAGCAGCAGCCUUGAUUUAAACUAUUUUCACAGUAGCUUAAGAGUAACAGGCUUAAGGAGAACAAGGCAGUGAGGAAAAGGGGUUGCUAGAGGGAGGGAAGUGGGUUCAAGGUUUUAGCAAAAGGCAUUCACUGCUUUUCCUUCUGGGAUGAGUCCAUGUUGGUAGCAGGAAACAUCCAUACAGUGGUGCCCCGCAAGACGAAUGCCUCGCAAGACGGAAAACCCGCUAGACGAAAGGGUUUUCCAUUUUUGAGUUGCUUCGCAGGACGAAUUUCCCUAUGGGCUUGCUUCGCAAGAUGAAAAUGUCUUGCGAGUCUUGAGAUUUUUUUUUCGCUUUCCCCCCCUUUAUCUAAGCCGCUAAGCCUUUAAUAGCCUUUUAGCAGCUAAUCCACUAAGCCGAUAAGCCUUUAAUAGCCGCUAAACCGCUAAUAGCACUAAUCUGUUAAGCCGCUAAUGCGGAAGGGAUUAAUUUCGUCUUGCGAGGCACCACUGUAUUUGUUGGGGGGAAGUCUUCCUUGCCUGGGCCAUUAAUGGACCUAACAGAAGGAUGUCUUGGCUUUGCAGGCCUUAUCAACACCACUAGUUAGGGACAUCUCUGCCUUGAGACGAAAAGCUGGCAGGCAAAAGACGCAAGCCUUCUCUCACGCUGGAGGCUUCCAAGAUGGAAGAGCAAGACUCCGCUGCCUCUGAAUCAGGAAGGAGCCCUGAAAACAUCAAGAUUGGGAGCAGCGGGGAAUCCUGGGAGAAAACCAUGCAGAAGACUCUGAGCGAGAACUUGCUCAGAGCUGAUGUGCAGCACCAGCGCUUCAAGCAGUUCCGCUACCAAGAUGCCGAGGGCCCCCGGGAAGUGUGCAACCGCCUCCACGACCUUUGCCAUCAGUGGCUGAAGCCGGAGCAGCACACGAAGAUCCAGAUCCUGGACUUGGUGAUCCUGGAGCAGUUCCUGACCAUCCUUCCACCGGAGAUGGAGCGCUGGGUCAGAGAAUGUGGAGCAGAGACCAGUUCCCAGGCAGUGGCCCUGGCAGAGAUUUUCCUCCUGACUCAGGCAGAAGAGAAGAAGCAGGAAGAGCAACAGGUGAGAGCACUUUGUUCCAGGGGCCCAGGAAUGUGAGGGAGGAUACCCUAAAACUCCCCACUAAUUGUCCAGCUGUUUGGGGAAAUAAUAUCUGCAAUCCCAAGGCCUUUGCUUCUGAUCACUCCUUUUCUCUCUAAUCAAUGUCUUCUCCCUAGUCAGUGUCUCGGAUCUUGUUGAUUUUUCAGGGGCAGGGGCUGUUUGGUGCUGAUUUCUCCGAGGCAGAGAAGACUUCAACAGACACCAAACACAGCCCCCUACGGAAGGGGAUCAUGCCAGAGGGUGACGGUGGGACCAGCUGGCAAGGUAUGGAUUUGAACUUGGUCUCCCCUAUUGAGGAUGUAAGAAACCUGUGGGCUCUUUUUGUGCCUCCCUGGGUCUCCCAAGUCUCCAGUCUUUUGCCGUAAUUCAAAAAAAUGGGUUGCUUGUUCAGUAUUUGGAAGACUUUGCUAGCACUUUGAAUUGUGCCCAAGAUGAAAAUGGGGAAGAGCGUUUUCACCCAAAUUAAAUAUAAAAUGGGUAUAAAUGUAUUCUGACAAGACAUUUUGUAACAUUCAUGUGUGCUUCGACAUGCACCACUUAAAUCUCUGAAGCAAUGAUGUGUUACUGCAGUGAUGUGGGUGGCCUUCCAAAUGAUGUCUGAACUACAGCUCCCCUCAGUCUAAGCCAGUAUGGCCAAUAGCCAGGGAUGAUGGGAGAUGGAGCCCAAUAACACCUGGAGGACCACAGGUUCUCCAUCAUGUGCAACUGGCUUCCCACCACUUUGUCUCUUACAGGCUAUGGAACGCUUCCAGCAAUACGUGCUCAGCAAUCUCUUCUGUGCGGUGGACGAGAAACGGCUUCUGGGCAGCCUGAUAAGGUAGGGGGCGAGGAUUGUUGAGGAAGCUGAUUUAAGACGGAUUCUGUGCCUCUGUCCUGUCACCUCCCUAGACCUGAACAAAUCUCUCAUGGGCAUAAGAAGAGCCCGGCUGGAUUCAUCUAAUCUAGCACCUGCUCUCACAUUCACCCAGAAACAGUACAUGAGGACAGCAGUGUUCUCUCCACUUGUGAUGCCCAACAACUGGUACCCAGAGGCAUACUGCCUUCAGAGAGGAGGCAGAACAUGCCAUUGAUAGGCUUGUCCUCCAUGGAUUCAUUUAACCCUUUAAAAACCUAUCCAGCUGGCUGCAUCUUCUGCUGUGAGAAUAAGUGCUUUCUUUUGUCCUGAAUUUACAUUCAGCUACAUUGGAUGGCCGCAAGUUGUAGUGUUAUGGGACAGGGAGAAAAACUUCUCUCCCUCCACUGUCUCCACUUUGUGCAUCAUUUUAUUUUAUUCCCCCCCCCAUUUUUUUUAUUAGUUUUCCAAAUUUAUAACAGAUAUAACGCAACACACAAUAACAAACAAAUAACAAAACAUAUUAAAAAGAAAAACAAACAUACAAAACUUCUUACAGUUAAAAAUCCAAGUUAAAUUCCAUUAUUAAAUGACUUCCUCAAAUCCUUCCUAACUGAUUUUCAUUAAAUCUCAUUUUAGCAGUUUUCCAAUAUCCACUUUCUAAUAAAAUUAACUUGUUUAAAUUACUAACUUCUUUUACUUUUAGCUUUUAGCUUUUGCUGAAAGAUAACAUCUCUUGUUAUAUUCCUAUGAAGGAAAGGUUCUUGUCUUUCUCCCCCAGGAUCUGGCAACCUUGAAGGGGUCUGCUAUGUACCUUUCUAAGGAGGAGAGGGCUUUGCUGGAUCCAGAACAGAGAGCUGUGCACAGGCAGCUUGUGAUGAAGAGCUGUGGGAUCAUGGCCCCUCUAGGUAAUGUUUCUUCUUCCCUGGUUGAUGAUGAGACCUGUUUACAAACCCAAAAUAACAUUUGUGUCUAACCUGAUGGCCCAACCUUUAACCACCUGGCUCCAUCCAGAUGUUUUGGACUACAGUUGCCAUCAGUCCAGCCAGCACAGCUGAUGGGUUGUAGUUCAAAACAUCUGGAGGGCACCAGGUUGGCAAAGGCUGCCGUAACCAGUGUUAACAAGGUCAUCUGGUUAGCUGGGAGCUGAACCCUGGUCUCUAUGAACUUAGUCCAACUAUAUCAUGGCAGCUGUCACUUAAUGCAAGGAACGAUCUCCCACCUAAUAUUUUAGUCGUUUAUCACAAUGGCUAAUUGUAGCUCAAUUAUUUUUAGGGCCCCAUUUCUUAAACUCGCUUAUCCCUGUCCUGCCCUUAUUCCAGGAGGUGAAAGAUGGGAAGUGGAGAGUAAAGGAGAAACGCGAGGGAUGUCGCCGGAAAGAGGGCGGUGCAAAAAGAGUGAAGAGCAGAAAAGGAAAACCGAAGUAAACCAUAAAAGGAGGACUAAAUCCCCCGUUUCUGAAGACGGCGACUAUCAUGAAAUCACAGUCCAAGGGAAAAUAGGGAAAAUAAGGAAAAGAAGUGAAAAACGUAAGUGCCAUGUUUGGGGGCGGGGGGAGUUAAAAUUCUAAAAUCCUGAAGCUUGUUGCAAAAUCUGCACAGGAGAGAAAUGAUUUAAAAUACGGGGGUGUGGAAAGAACGUAACUGUGAGUAUGCAGCUCACUACCCAUGGAAAUAAUCAGCACAGGGGAGGAAACGUAUACAUGCUCAAGCGUAGCGGGGUGUGCGUGGCAUCCACAAGGUUCUCCAUCUACCUGCCUGCUUUCUGUACCCUCACUCAGUCCAGGCAGCUUCUCUGCCUAUCAGCUUCUUCCUCCAUAGGCUCAGUCUUGCCCUUGUAGAACACAGCAAAGAGGAAGAUGGGGACAAAACUAGAACUAAUUGGUUCUGCCUGUCAUUGGCUCUGGCUCCACCUACUGUUGGUCCUCCUGCCUUUCCCCCUACCAAUCUCAGUGGGCACCAACCACCACUGGUGCGUGUGAGAGGCACAGCCAAAGUGGACCCCAUGGCAGCAGUAGAAUUUGGACUCUGAUUUCCUGGGUGUGCUGUUAUUGUAGAGUUAUUUGCUUUUUCAUAUAGUCAUUUAUUUCUUUGGCUUUGGUGACUGACUGUUUUCAGAGACUUGAUUUGCUCCUAUAUCAGUUAUUCCGGUAUUAAUUACCGUAUUUUUUGCUCUAUAAGACUCACUUUUUCCCUCCUAAAAAGUAAGGGGAAAUUUGUGUGCGUCUUAUGGAGCGAAUGCAGGCUGCGCAGCUAUCCCAGAAGCCAGAACAGCAAGAGGGAUUGCUGCUUUCACUGCGCAGCGAUCCCUCUUGCUGUUCUGGCUUCUGAGAUUCAGAAUAUAUUUUUUCUUGUUUUCCUCCUCCAAAAACUAGGUGCGUCUUGUGGUCUGGUGCAUCUUAUAGAGCGAAAAAUACGGUACUCUUGCUUUUUAAUAAGGAUUUUUUAUUUUUUGCAGUUUGGCCCUACAUGUGAGUAGUAGCUGAACUGAAGUUCUCUUCUUUUCCUCCCCCUGCUGUACUAGCUGUUAUUAAAAUAAGUGAGCCGCCGACCGUUAAAAGGCAGAGGACUUACUUUUUCAACAAGGAGUGGGAAGAGAGGUAUUGCUUUGUGGAUCUGAAUGGCAAGUGCGUCUGCUUAGUCUGCUCCUCAACUGUUGCCGUCUCAAAGAAGCACAAUGUCCAGAGACACUAUGAAAGAAACCACAGCAGUUUUGCAAAAGAUUAUCCCCUAGAUUCCGAACUUCGGAAAAAAAAGGUCCAUGAAAUGAAAUCCAAAUUGGCGAUUCCACCGACACCGGCCACCAGACCUGUGGUGCAAUCCAAGAAUAAUACGAUGGCAUCUUUUAAAAUUGCAAGCUUGCUUGCAAAGAGGAAAAAACCUUUUGUGGAUGGGGACUUGUUGAAAGAGAUAUUUUUGACCGCCGGUGACUCAAUGUUCGAAGGUUUCCCUAAUAAAAAAGAAAUACUUGCAGCGAUUCAAAAAUUGCAGCUGUCUGGAAACACCAUCACAAGAAGAAUUGAGUCUAUAUCCAGAGACUUGGAUUAUCAGCUGCAAAGUGAUCUUCAGAAUUGCCUUUGGUUCGCACUUCAGUUUAAUGAAUCGACAGAUAUAACAGACCCGUCUCAGAUGGCAGUUGUUGCGAGAAUGGUUUUGAGUGAUCUUUCUGUGAUAGAGGAGCUACUCAGAAUACUACCUCUGAAAGGAAAAACAAGAGGUGAGAAUAUAUUUCAGACUUUCAAAGACUUUGCCAUGGAAAUAAAUUUGCCUCUUCACAAAUUGUCAUCUAUCACCACCGACGAGGGAGCAGCAACAGGGUGUAUCGGUGGGUUUAUCGCCCAGUGCCAGCAAGACGAAUCUUUUCCAAAGUUUGUUUCAUAUCACUGCAUCAUUCACCAGGAAGCAUUAUGUGCUAAAGUACUCCGGUUUAAACACAUAAUGGAUGUGGUUAAAAAGAUAAUAAACUCCAUCCGGGCCGUCUCCUCAAAACACAGGCUUUAUAAAGCCCUUCUGGAAGAUGUUGAUGCUGAGCACAAUGAUCUCCUUUUGCACACUGAAGGCAGGUGGCUGAGUAAAGGAAAAGUUCUGGCCAGAUUCUUAAACCUGAUUGAAGAAAUUAAGGAGUUCUUUAGGUCUAAAGAUCAGUAUGUUGAACAACUUGACGACAGGUUUUGGUUAAUGGACUUGGCUUUCCUUGCUGACUUGAUGCAAAAACUGAACAUUUUGAACUUUGAGCUUCAGGGUAAAGACAAGCAUAUUUCUGGGAUGGUCACUGCAGUCAAUGCCUUCAAAGAUAAACUGAGGUUGUGGAAGUCACACCUGGAGAGGAAAUCGCUCCUUUACUUCCCCUCAAUGAAGCAAGUCAUUGGAGAGAAUGAUUUCAACGGUGUGCCAUUUGUGGGUUACCUGGAGAUCCUGGAGGAGCAGUUCCUUACUCAAUUUGAGCAGCUCAUUGACAUCGAGCCUGUCGUGUCCUUUUUUGCAAACCCAUUCGACUCCAUCGAUGUCACAGUGACUGCCAUGGCCAUUGCAGAACUCUGCCAAGCUGGGCUGGAGGAAAUAGAGCUGGAGAUUGUGGACUUGCAAAAUGACUUGGUUUUGAAAUCUCAUUCAGGCCACGACAACUUUUGGAAUCAGGUUGGUUCCCAGAAGUUCCCUUUGUUGAAAAAGACUGCUGCAAAGGUAAACUCUUAUUUUGGGUCAGCUUAUCCGUGCGAGUCCCUUUUCUCUGCCAGAAAGUUUAUCAAGUCAAAAAACAGAACGCGGCUGACGCCUAAGCAUCUGGAUGACUGUUUGCGAGCAGCCAUCUCGUCGUACACUCCCAAUUAUAGCAAGCUUGCAGAUGACAUGCAGUGCCAGGCUUCACAUUAGUCUUGGAGCAGUGGCACAAUUUAUGUGAGGUGUGGUUGCUUUGUGUUAAUCAUUAGCUUUGAUUGGGUUAUUUUCAGUGGCUUCUGUUCUUUUCUAUGCUGUGUUUCCUUUCAACUGUAGCUGAUAUAUCACUCUUAAAUACAUCAUUUUACUUGUGACCGUGGGUGUAUAUUGUUGCAGUAACUCAGCCCAGGUAUAACCAAAAUGUCAUUAAAAAUGGCAAGCAAGCUUUUGAGUUCUCCGGACUGCUUCACCACACUUGAGUGUUAAGCGAAGUGGAUGGGGAGCUAGCUUAGUGUCCCAAAGACUGCAUUGGCCUCAGCCCCCAUCUGCACUAUACAGCCGCACCUUGGAAGUCGAACGGAAUCCAUUCCGGAAGUCUGUUCAUCUUCCAAAACAUUCGAAAACCAAAGCGUGGCUUCUAAUUGGCUGCAGGAGCUUCCUGCACUCAAUCAGAAGCCGCGGAAGCAAUGUCGGACGUUCAGCUUCCAAAAGAAUGUUCAAAAACCAGAGCAAUCACUUCCAGGUUUCGAUCGUUUGGGAGCCGAUUUGUUCGGAAGCCAAGGCAUUCGAGAUCCAAGGUACGACUAUAUUUAAAGCGGUACUAUACCACUUUACAGAGUCACAGCUUGCCAAAGAAUCCUUGGAGUUGUAGCUAAUAAACUCUCAGAAGUGUUUUGAGAGUUGCCCAGAGACUCCUAAUCCCCUCACAGAACUACAAUUCCCAAAGUUCCCUGGGAAGAGGGACCAGCUGUCGGACCACUCUGAAAACAGUAGCUCUUUGAGAGGAAUAGGGGUCUCCUAAGAAUUCCCAGCAGCCUUAACCAGCUCCAUUUCCCAGGAUUCUUUGAGGGAAGCCAUGGUUGUUGAAAGUGGCAUGAUACUGUUUAGAGCAGGUGAGGCCUGCUCUAAGUAGAGUAUGGGAAGAGGUUGUAGUCUUACUCGAAUAAGCUUCCUCAGCUGCUGCAUAGGUUUUAGGUGACACCAAGAGAUGCUAGGAUAAAGACUGAUUCCCCAUUUUUGAAAAUACAAAAUCCAGCAGUUAGAGAACUUUUGGGAAUGUUUCUUAGGGGUUAACACAGGUAUCUUAUUGCUUUUUGUAUAAUUAUUAUCCUGCUUGCCUUCUCUUCAUAUUGGGCUAAGGAUAUGGAAGCCCAAAGAACUUCAGUGGGGCUAGAGAAAUAUUUGCCAUAAACAGCAACAAAUCCUAUCGGUUUAUGCUAUUUUUGCUACACUUCAUUUACUGCUGAGCAGUGUUUCAAAUUAGCCAGGUGCCAUGCGCAUUUUGCACCUGACUAUUGGCCACUUACAACCAAGUGAAGAUGCCUGGGUGCCAGGAUCAGGCCUGAUGUCUCCAUCACCUGGAGGUGCAUGCCUGGGAAAUCCUUGGAUAAGGACUGUUUUCACACACUAAUACCACAUCCUGUAGAAUUCUAUCAGUUAUAUUUUAUCUGCACAAUCAGAAUGAAUUUCAGGAACCAAAAUGCUUUUUUCUGUGCAGCCUGAGCAACAGCAGUGAACAACAUUAUAGUAAAUUGUUGUAGCUUGUCGUCACUUACCUCACCCCACUGCCCUGCUCACAGCUGUGAAGAAUAUCCCUACGUUAUGAAUGGUCGGUGUCACCAUUAAGAAAAAGAAGUGGGAAUAGGCCAAUAUAUAUGUGGACUGUCCCUGGAUCAAGUGGCUUUUCUUCUUCAACGUCUCAAAAUUCUUAACGUAGCUCAAGGUUGUCAUCUGAACUAGCCAGAUGUUUAACUGAGAAUCAAUCACAGUUAAUCGCUUGAAAAAUAGGACUUUAGAGCCAUCUUGCCCCAAAAUGGCAACUACACAUUCUGUUUUGGCCACUGUAACCUUGGCUUAAGGAUCCAUUUGAUACCUAGCUUAUAUAUCUGAGUUUCUAACACUCCUGCUGAGGAAUUUCCUGUGCAGUCUGAUCCUACUUGUUUUGUUUAUUCAAAAGUGCUGCAAACACAAGAAACCAAGCUCAACUCAAGCGGAUGUGUAGCUGUAAUUCAGUGCCCACCACCACUUUCUAAAAAUCUUCUUUCUGUUUCAAAAAAGUUAUUGUUAAACCAUUUGUAAAAGUCUUCUCCCAAAAUUAUCUGUCGCCACAGGCUACAGGCACUUUGGAAUAAAACUGGUAAACUGUCAAAUAGAAGAUUUCAACCAGUUGUUACUAGCAAAGACAAACACCUUCAACAAUGUGAAAGAGAUCUAUCUGCUCAUUUAUAAGCAUAUGAAAAGGGAAACUUAACUGGGGAUGGUGGUGCGGUUCUCUGCUUUUCUACGAAGAGGUUACACAAUAUUAUACCCUUCAGCAUAGGGUUAGAGGAUUCCUAACUACCCUUAUCAGAACCCUAGGUUACUGCAAAAAGGAAAACUAUUUUGAGAGCAAACAACCUUAUUGCCAUUUCAGAGCACCUUCUCCCAGCAGGAGGCAGUUGCAUGGACUUAUAAAAUUGUUUUCUGGACUUUUCAUGAAAUAUAGCAGGGCACAGAAGUCCUCUCCCUUUACCACUUGAGCUCCUACUCAGGUGAUACCCUGAGAAUAUAUUUCAGCAGGCAUUGGCCACCCACUUUCAAACACGUUGUCUAAGUAAUAAAAGCUAGAAACUUGCUGCUUUUUUAAGAAGGACUUUGAGAAUCUCCAGAAGGUCUGUUUUACACCCUGAUUCUGUACCUUUACUGGUAGCAUUGUAGUAUAUAUUUGGCCCAACCUUUUAUAUUGAACCUGGAAACUAACAGGUAAACUGCACCGCUGGGAAAACUGAAGUGUAAUCUGCUUACUGUGGCUAGUUCAGUCUGGCUGAACACCUAAGGACCACUUUUUCACAUAACACUAUAUAAAGAGCAUCAUUAUGGUGCAAUAUAGAAGCUAUUUGGGGAAGAAGGUUGCAGGAUAGAUCUCAAGUUAUCAUCAAGAAAAAGCUCCAAAAAAGGUGCUUGUUCAAAAAAAGGAAUCCAGAUGUUGCCACCACCAUAUUUCCCUGGAACAAGAACAAAGAGAACUAGUAAAUAUUAGGUGCCUUAUAACCAUCCAUACCGGUGUCAACCUGAACUUUGUACUCCAGUUCAAAGCGCUGACCAGUGCUUUUUUUCUGGGGGUACUCAAGGGUGCGCAGUACUGGCACCUCCCCCCCAAAUGUUAAAAGUGUGGCACUUAGUGUAUGUAACAACUUCAUGGUGAGUACCGGCACCUCCUCCUCCCCAUAUUUUUAAGCGCUGGAGACUUAACUUGCAGAUAGAUACGUACACCAAGCUAUUGACUGACCAGUCAGUAGGAAAAUAAUCUUUCCACUAUUGAAUGAACUUUAUCAGAGAUAAUUUCAUGGUGGUCAUUCAUAGAAGUCAAAUAUACAAAACUCGGGAAUUAGACACUGUGUUGGUGCAAUUGUGGGACUUUAGGGACUUUCUGGCACCUCUAGUGAUCCUGCCUGUCCAGUUUGCACCUUUUGGUCUGUUGUGGCAGUAGAAAUUGGCACCAUCAUUGGUACUUGUAGCAAAAGUGGACGUGGCUUAGUUCCUUCUUCCUAUACUUAGAGACAACACUUCUUCGAUUGUAUUGAAACUGCUGGUCCUUUACCCGCCGGUGGCAGCCAGCUUUGUGGUUGCCCAGGGAUAGAAAGAUGGUUCAAGCAUUGCAAAUGAACAUUGGCUUCAAAAAGCAACGCAUAUUGCCUUUACGGAAAAACUCACCAACUCAACAGUUUUGCACGGUACUAUGAAACCAGAAGAUUACGCAGCUGUUUGGUGGACUUCCAUGACCUAUGUCAAUAACCGCCCACGCUUUAAUAUGGUCCCUGCUAAGUAUGAGUUUAUCUGGAAAUAACUCUGAUUUUUUUACCCUAGCUACUUACCUUUUCGCUAUGUAUCUUGGCAAAUGCUUUCAUACUCUACUAGCUUUGUUAUGAACAUGUUUUACGCUGCUAUCCCUUUAUCGUAAUCCCUGUACAUACUGCUUGUUCACUUUUAUGUAUAUUUACCAUUUUAGUUGCUUCGUCUUGUUUUUCCCUUCUCCUUUUUUCUCUUACUCAGUGCUGUAUACCUGUUGAAAUAAAAUAAACCAUUU
Molecule: messenger RNA, 11970 nt
Organism: Podarcis lilfordi (Lilford's wall lizard)
Lineage: Eukaryota; Metazoa; Chordata; Lepidosauria; Squamata; Lacertidae
Source: the annotation of a GenBank genome assembly